Messenger RNA from Penicillium canariense, 2013 nucleotides. RefSeq names its product glutamate--cysteine ligase. Gene Ontology annotation, cellular component: glutamate-cysteine ligase complex. The transcript is spliced from 6 exons. Gene Ontology annotation, biological process: glutathione biosynthetic process. Gene Ontology annotation, molecular function: glutamate-cysteine ligase activity. Bases 1 to 2013 code for a protein of 670 amino acids. NCBI's taxonomy places the organism in Eukaryota, Fungi, Ascomycota, Eurotiomycetes, Eurotiales, Aspergillaceae. The record is from RefSeq and is a predicted model, not a curated record.
AUGGGUCUUCUAGCGUUGGGUACCGCACUCGAAUGGUCAGAGGCCAAAAAGAAAGCUGGCCAGGUGCGCCAGUGGGGAAUUGAGCAACUUCUAGCGAACUGGCGGCGGGCAAAGGGCAAAGAGCGCGAUGCUCUCCUUUGGGGCGACGAGGUCGAGUACCUCGUUGUAGCCCUCGACGACGCAGCCAAGAAGGCCCGGUUGUCUCUCGCCCAGGCCGAGAUUCUCAAAUCCCUCGCACAAGAUGAGGCACUAUGGAAGGCAGGCUCCUGCAGUAACGGUGGGAAUGGAGACCACGACGGCGAGGAACCCCCGCACUUCCAUCCCGAGUUCGGCCGUUUCAUGCUCGAAGCCACACCAGGACAGCCCUGGGGUAUUGGGUUUAAAGAUCUGCUGAAGGUGGAAUCCAACAUGAAGUGGAGACGAGAAGUUGCAAAGGCACACAUGGCACCGAACGAGUCCCCUAUCACUUUAACCACCUUCCCUCGACUGGGAACAAAGGACGACUAUAUCCAGCCAUAUUACCCCCCGUCUGGGCCCGCACUGCGCUCACAAUUUGUGCCCGACGAAAUUGCCAAUCCACAUAUCCGUUUCCCGACAUUGGCGGCCAACAUUCGCUCUCGAAGAGGGCGCAAGGUUGAACUGAAUGUGCCGGUCUUUAAGGAUCGAAAUACCCCUUCUCCAUUCAAAGAUCCCACUGUCAACUACGACCUUCAUCAGUGGCCCGAGGAUGCCGAUGUUCGCAACGGUGCCGCCAAAGACGACCACGUCUAUAUGGACGCCAUGGCCUUUGGCAUGGGCAGCUGUUGCUUGCAAAUUACCUUCCAGGCCAAGAAUAUGACUGAAGGCCGGAAGCUUUAUGAUCAAUUAAGCCCCCUUGGACCAAUUCUACUCGCUCUUACUGCUGCAACACCUAUCUAUAAGGGAUUUCUUGUCGAUACGGAUGUGCGCUGGAAUCAGAUUAGUGGAGCAGUGGACGACAGAACUCCUGAAGAACUUGGUGAAGCUCCCCUCAAAAACGAUCGGUGGAGGAUUCCCAAGUCUCGAUACGCUUCAAACUCUACUUAUAUUUCCCAAGAUCCUCGAUUGCGCAAGGAAUAUCUGGACCCUGAUCUAGUGAUUGACGAAAACAUUAAGAAACGGCUAAUUGAGGGAGGCAUGGAUGAUUUGCUUGCUACCCACUUCGCACACCUCUUCAUCCGUGACCCGCUAGUCAUCUUCUCUGAGGACCUGGAAGAACUCGACUUGAACAAGGGAGAUCAUUUCGAGAACCUCCAGUCCACGAAUUGGCAACACAUGCGAUUCAAGCCCCCGCCAUCAGACAAGGACGAUAUUGGCUGGCGUGUUGAGUUCCGGUCUAUGGAGAUCCAAAUGACCGACUUUGAGAAUGCUGCUUUCUGUAUCUUCAUCGUUCUCGUCACGCGCGCUAUUCUUAGCUUCGAUCUCAAUUUCUAUAUACCCAUCCAGCGCACUACCGAGAACAUGGAAACGGCUCAUGCCCGCAACGCCGUGCUGGAUCAGAAGUUCUACUUCCGCAAGGAUCCCUUUGUGCGCCGAGCACCCAGGCAUGCCGCGCAGCAUUCGUCCAACAACAGCGCCUUUUCUUCUACUACCUCAUCUGCAGUCAAUACUCCCCCACCAUCUCCACCCCUUGGCCCCGUUGAAACAGAGUACGAGCUGAUGACCAUCGCUGAGAUUAUCAACGGUUGCUCUGACGGAUUUCCCGGUCUGAUCCCCCUCGUGGAGUCGUAUCUCAACAGCGUCAACGUGGACGUCGAGACACGAUGCUUUCUUGCCAGCUACCUCGAUCUGAUCCGGAAACGCGCCGACGGCACGCUGUGGACUGGUGCAAAGUGGAUCCGCGAGUUUGUCGCCAAGCAUCCGAGCUACCAGCAUGACAGCGUCGUUUCUGAAGAGAUCACUUAUGACCUCAUCAAGGCGGUCGAGGAGGUGACUGCCCAGGAAGGGAAGAAUGGCAGCGUUGGCUGGGAGUUCCUCCGGGGCAAAAAGAAUUAG